This is a messenger RNA of Vigna unguiculata (cowpea), 1943 nucleotides long. RefSeq names its product heat shock 70 kDa protein 4-like. NCBI's taxonomy places the organism in Eukaryota, Viridiplantae, Streptophyta, Magnoliopsida, Fabales, Fabaceae. The record is from RefSeq and is a predicted model, not a curated record. Gene Ontology annotation, molecular function: ATP binding; ATP-dependent protein folding chaperone.
AUGGCCAAAGAAGACCAGAAAUUUGCCAUAGGAAUCGACCUUGGUACAACGUAUUCGUGCGUUGCAGUGUGGCUGGAGCAACACAGCAGGGUGGAGAUAAUCCACAACCAGCAAGGCAAUAAAACCACACCUUCUUUUGUUGCCUUCACAGACAAGCAUAGAUUUAUUGGUGAUGCUGCUAAGAAUCAGACUGUCACCAAUCCUGAAAACACUGUUUUUGAUGCUAAGAGGUUAAUCGGUAGGAAAUUCAGUGAUCCCAUUAUUCAAAAAGAGAAAAUGUUAUGGCCAUUCAAGGUUGUUGCAGGUGUUAAUGACAAGCCUAUGAUCGUGGUUAAAUACAAGGGUCAGGAGAAGUCCCUGUGUGCUGAAGAAAUCUCAUCUAUGGUUCUCAUGCAGAUGCGGGAGGUUGCUGAGGCGUAUUUGGAAACACCUGUGAAGAAUGUUGUUGUCACAGUGCCUGCUUAUUUCAAUGACUCUCAACGUAAAGCCACUAAAGAUGCGGGUGCCAUUGCUGGCCUCAAUGUUAUGAGGAUAAUCAACGAGCCUACUGCUGCAGCUAUUGCAUAUGGCCUUGACAAGAAGACUAACUGUGUUGGGGAACGAAAUGUUUUCAUUUUUGAUCUUGGUGGUGGUACUUUUGAUGUGUCUCUCCUUACAAUUAAGGACAAAGUCUUCCAAGUUAAGGCUACCGCCGGAAACACUCAUCUAGGAGGAGAGGAUUUUGACAAUGAAAUGGUGAACUACUUUGUGAAGGAGUUCAAUAGUAAGAACAAAGUAGAUAUUAGUGGAGACCCAAGAGCCCUGAGGAGGUUGAGAACUGCAUGUGAGAAGGCAAAAAGGAUACUGUCAUAUGAUAUCACCACGGACAUUGAGUUAGAUGCUUUAUUUAAGGGCUUUGACUUCUGCUUCUCAAUCAGUCGCGCAAAGUUUGAGGGAAUUAAUAUGGAGCUCUUUGAACAAUGUAUGGAGACAGUUGAAAGAUGUUUUACUUAUGCUAAGAUGGACAAGAGCAUUGUAGAUGAUGUUGUGCUUGUUGGUGGUUCCUCUAGGAUCCCAAAAGUGCAGGAACUAUUGCGAGACUUUUUUGAUGGAAAGGAUCUGUGCAAGAGCAUCAACCCUGAUGAGGCUAUUGCUUAUGGUGCAGCUGUUCAGGCUGCUUUGCUGAAUGAAGGCAUGAAGAAUGUUCCAAAGUUGGAGCUACUGGAUGUUACAUCUCUAUCCCUUGGUGAAGUUACAAAAUCAGAUAUCAUGAGUGUGGUCAUCCCCAGGAACACUACCAUUCCUGUGAGCAAGACAAAAGAAUUCGUGACAACAAGAGAUAACCAAUCUGAAGUCUUGAUUGGAGUUUACGAGGGUGAGAGAGCCCGAGCCAGUGAUAACAAUUUGUUAGGUUCUUUUGUUCUUUCUGGAGUUCCUCCUGCUCCUCGUGGCCAUCCUGUGUAUGUAUGCUUUGUCAUAGAUUCAAAUGGUAUGUUAUCAGUUUCUGCUGAGGAAAAAACGACUGGAAACAAGAAUGAGAUUAUCAUAACCAACGACAAAGAAAGACUGUCUCCUGAAGAAAUUAUGAGAAUGAUUCAAGAAGCUGAGAAGUUUCAGGCUGAAGAUAAGAAAUUCCUUAGAAAGUCCAAAGCAAUCAAUUCUUUGGAUAUGUACGUUUACAAGAUGAAUAAUGCUUUGGAAAAGAAAGAUAUCAUUUCUAAACUUGGCUUACUGACAAGGGAGAUGAUUAACUUGGAAAUUAAGAUGGGUACAAAAUUGCUGGAUGGUAAAAAUGAGCAUGACGAAGCAUAUGUAUAUGAGGAUUAUCUGAAGGAGCUUGAGAGCUUCUAUGAAAACACAAUAGGCAAGAUUGGUUAAUAGCUUUUCCAAUUACCUUUUUGCUGUGCUGAUUUGUUAUCUUAACAUUGUUCAAGUUUCACUAUUUUAUAGGCGAUAUGUUUAAA